Ilex paraguariensis (yerba mate) is the source of this 1703-nucleotide messenger RNA. The record is from the annotation of a GenBank genome assembly. NCBI's taxonomy places the organism in Eukaryota, Viridiplantae, Streptophyta, Magnoliopsida, Aquifoliales, Aquifoliaceae.
AUGAAUGAAGAAGUCGAAGUGGAUGACAAUUUUCCUUUAUUUUCCCGGAAAAUCGCCCCAAAGAAACAACAUCCUGAUUCCCCCAAACGUAAUAACACCACUACCCAAAACCCUAGCCAACGCCCUUAUCUCCAAAAAGAAACAAACCCUAGCUCUACCCCAAACCAUCUCUCAUUCUCCGACAUUGGCCUCGCCGAAUGGGCCGUCAAUACCUGCAAAGAGCUUGGCAUGAAAAAGCCCACUCCGGUCCAAUGCCAUUGCAUUCCCCGAAUCCUUGCCGGCGAAGACGUCUUAGGGUUAGCACAGACUGGUAGUGGUAAAACGGCGGCCUUUGCACUGCCUAUACUGAACAAAAUAGCGGAAGAUCCUUAUGGGAUUUUUGCUUUGGUGGUGACUCCAACCCGUGAGCUCGCAUACCAGCUGUCCGAGCAGUUUCGUGCUCUCGGGUCGUGCUUGAAUUUGCGGUGUGCGGUUGUAGUGGGUGGGAUGGACAUGCUUAACCAGGCCCAGACGCUGAUGAAGAGGCCACAUGUUGUUAUAGCAACCCCUGGAAGGAUUAAGGUUCUCAUUGAAGCAAAUCCUGAUAUUCCUCCCGUGUUCUCCAAAACUAAGUUUUUAGUUUUGGAUGAAGCAGAUAGAGUUCUUGAUGUGGGCUUUGAAGAGGAGCUGAGAGUGGUGUUCCAGUGCUUGCCAAAGAAUCGGCAAACUUUAUUAUUUUCUGCAACAAUGACAAGCAACCUACAAACACUACUUGAGCUUUCUGCAAAUAAGGCAUACUUCUAUGAGGCAUAUGAAGGCUUCAAGACAGUUGAGUCUCUUAGACAGCAGUAUGUUUUUAUCCCCAAAAAUGUGAAGGAUGUUUAUUUGAUAUACAUUUUGACCAAAAUGGAAGAGAUGAAUAUUCGAUCUGCCAUCAUUUUUGUUUCCACAUGCAGGACAUGUCAUCUUCUAAGUUUAUUGCUGGAAGAGCUUGAUAUAGAAGCUGCAGCAUUGCAUUCAUUUAAAUCCCAAUCUUUAAGGCUCGCUGCACUGCAUCGAUUCAAAUCUGGACAGGCCCCUAUAUUGCUUGCAACUGAUGUUGCCAGUCGUGGUUUGGAUAUUCCUACGGUUGAUCUUGUAAUCAAUUAUGAUAUUCCGAGGUUUCCUAGGGACUACGUUCAUCGUGUUGGGCGUACUGCGAGAGCUGGCAGAAGUGGUCUGGCUGUGAGCUUUGUUACCCAGAACGAUGUAAUUCUUAUUCAUGAAAUAGAAGGUGUUCUUGGAAAACAGUUAGACAAGUUUGAAUGUAAAGAGAAUGAGGUGCUUGAUGACAUUACAAAGGUUUACAAGGCCAAACGCUUAGCAACCAUGAAGAUGAUGGAUGAUGGAUUUGAGGAGAAGGCAAAAGCAAGGAAAGCACAAAAGCUGAAGACAUUAGCAGAGAAAGGUUUACUUAAGAAAAGGAGUAAAAAGAGAAAAAGAGAUAAACCUGCCAUGUAGUGGGAGUUUGAAAACCCUUGCACACUGUUUAUACGUUAAUGUCUUUGUAAGCUGCAUUUGUGCAGCAGCUUGCGUUUCAGAUGUUUGGGUUAUAACUUGGACCUCUUAUAGCCGAGAAAUUUUGAGCUCAAUUAGUUGAGGCUAUGUUAGCAACUUCUUUUAUAGUUUGCAGAUUUCUGUUAAAACCUACUUUGCUAAUUCUACAAAGUAACUUAUUGAAGAUA